Paramecium pentaurelia is the source of this 951-nucleotide messenger RNA. The record is from the annotation of a GenBank genome assembly. Lineage: Eukaryota; Ciliophora; Oligohymenophorea; Peniculida; Parameciidae.
AUGGAAAUCAUAGAGUGGAUUGGAAUGAUAGUUGUGAUAUACUUUGGAUAUUUAUUAGUUAUGGAAUGUAAAGUAAUUGUUUCUGGGAUUUCUAAUGUCUAAUAAAUCUAUGGAAAGGGAUGCUGGGCUUUGGUUACUGGUGGUACAGAUGGAAUAGGAAAAGGGUUUUGUUAGGUAAUCAAUCUUAUAAACUUCAAGGAAUUCGCUAAAUAAGGUGUUAAUGUUUGUAUUGUUGCAAGAAAUAAAUAAAAAGCAGAAAAUUUAGUAAAAGAGUUAAAAAAAAUUAAUGAUAAACCAUAAUAUAAAAUUGUGGUUGCUGAUUUUCAAAAAUGUCUUUAAGAAAAUUUCUUUCAAAAUAUAUAUUCAGAAAUAAAAGAUUUGGAUAUUGGUCUUCUUAUAAAUAAUGUUGGAGUAUUAACAGUUGGGGAAUUCCAUAAAACAUCUGAUAUUGAUCAAUAAAAUUAGAUUAUUAUAAAUUGUAUACCUGUAGUAUUUAUGACAAAAUAUCUACUACCUAUGAUGAAGAAAAGGCAAAGGUCUGGUGUUAUCAAUCUUUCUUCAUUAACAGGAAGAUUUGCCUAUCCUUAUUAUCAAGUAUAUAGUGCAACAAAAGUAAGAAUUAUCUUAAAAUAAAGGCAUUUAAUGAUUAUUUUACAAGAUCCUUACAAAUUGAAGUUGAAAAUGUUGAUAUUUUAUCAUUUAGACCUGGGUUUGUUUAAACAGCUAUGGUAAAAAAUUAAACUGAUCCUCUUACAGUUUCAACAUAACAAUGUGUUAAAGCAGCUUUGUAUAUAUUUUAGUAAUAUAAGAUUAUAAUUGGGAAAUAAGGAUGCAACAGCAGGACAUGUAAAACAUCAAAUAUAAACAUUUUUGUUAAGUUUAGCCGAAGGGAAGUUUAUGGAUACCAUAUCACCCAUUUUUGUAAAAUAUCUAUAUAAAUAAAAACAUUGA